This is a messenger RNA of Aspergillus nidulans FGSC A4, 894 nucleotides long. RefSeq lists its product as uncharacterized. The coding region runs from base 1 to 894 and encodes 297 amino acids. The transcript has 2 exons. The record is from RefSeq and is a predicted model, not a curated record. NCBI's taxonomy places the organism in Eukaryota, Fungi, Ascomycota, Eurotiomycetes, Eurotiales, Aspergillaceae.
AUGGCACCGCAGACGAUCCUCGGCCACUCAUUUUUCUCUCCAAAGGAUGUCCAUCUCGCCAGCCUGGUCCCCAACAUCAAAGACAUCGACCUCGACGCGCUAGAAAGCGUCAUCCCUUUACAAGAUGCCGAUUUCACCAUCAAGGAGAUCGAUGACUUCACGAGCGUGUUCGGCAGCCAAAUCGACAACAAUUUUCAAGCAUUGCUCUCUCGAAUAGUCAGCUGGACAAUUAAGAGAACCGACGAAGCAAAAGUCACCCUGACAGCGCGCAAGGGUCGGGUCUAUACCCUGCGCAAACCAAGCUCAUGGUUCCGGAGCCUAUGCGAAGAGCCUCAGGUACGGACCUGGUUGCAGGAGCAGAUCGAGGAUGGAAAUCAUGAUGGCGUUUAUUUUGUUGUCGGUCUGCACACCCUUUUCGAUGCCGCUAUUUCUGGUGGGCUGGCGCUGGCGUCGGAUUUUGGGGGUGGCAUUGCAGUGUCUGCACCUGCAAUGCCAGCAGGCACCGACAAUAUAGCACCACUCCAGGAUCCCGGGCAACUUGCACUGUCGGCAGGACUUGAACGGUCUCGCAAUACAUCCCACAGUUGCACAGCCCCGGGAGAACAGAUAUUCGCACUCCGGCUGAAAAAUGUAAUCCUGCGUACCUGGUCGACGCAGGAUGUUGCCAAUGUGCGUCUGGAGCAACAUAGCCAUUGGAUAAUGGCCUCUGAUAAUCGAGGCUCUGAUGACGACAGCUCCGAGCUGCUAGAGGCUUUUCUAGAGGGCGAUUCAGAAGGAGAUGAUGACAUCAAGGAGGACUCAGCGUUAGAUGACCCCCAUGACUGUCAAGGACAAGUGAUCAAGACCCCUAUACGCGCAAUUGUUACAAGAACAAAGCACUUCUCAAGCAACUGA